This is a messenger RNA of Microthlaspi erraticum, 309 nucleotides long. The record is from the annotation of a GenBank genome assembly. Lineage: Eukaryota; Viridiplantae; Streptophyta; Magnoliopsida; Brassicales; Brassicaceae.
AUGGGUGAAGUGGACGAUGAGGUCAAGAGGAGCAUUAAGAGGGCCAAACAAGGUGCAAUCAAAAUUCUCGAAGGAGGACAUAGGUCUCACCGCGAUUUCGCCAGAGGAAUGAUAAGGGUUGAUUCGAUUCAGACAUUCAGUGCCUCCGUGAACAACAAAUUUGACGGUCACUUCAGUCGAGGUUCUAUGGGUGGAGGUUUUUAUAGUGAGAGAAGAACUGAAGGGGGCGGAGCGUUACUUGUGGAGUUAAUGCCGGCCAUUAAAUUCCGGAAGAGAAGGAGCUCUAUAAUGGCAGCAGGCGGAAUGUAG